Molecule: messenger RNA, 1845 nt
Organism: Alnus glutinosa
Lineage: Eukaryota; Viridiplantae; Streptophyta; Magnoliopsida; Fagales; Betulaceae
Product: amino acid transporter AVT1D
Exons: 11
Coding region: 1-1623 (540 amino acids)
Cellular component (GO): plasma membrane
Source: RefSeq, a predicted model, not a curated record
AUGAAACUGAACGAGGAUUUGGGACCGGACCGUGGGGACGAAUUCCAAACCGACGAUGAAGAAAACGAGGCGGAAACGAUCUGGUGGCAUGAAGACGAUACUGAAUCCGAGGUCACAGUUUCUUCACGAAGCCCAUCUGAUAACAACAUGGACCUUAACAACCCCUCAUGGCCUCAGAGCUACAGGCAGUCAAUGGACAUGUUUACAAGCGUGACCCCUCCCUUCAUUAACUUUCUAAGAGGGAAUAGCUUGACAGGAAUAAGCAGCGUCUUUUCUACAGCAUACAAGAGGCCACAAUCAUCUGAGCUUGACUCUUCGCUGAGUAAACCUCUUAUUUCUGAAACAAGUUUAGACAAAGAAGAAGUGCCUACCCAUACACUACCUGUGAAGUCAUCUGCAUCUUCCUACUCCAAAUUUUCUAUCAGUGAAUUCCCACCACCGCAGGAGCAGUGUUCAUUCGCUCAAGCAGUCAUUAAUGGAAUCAAUGUUCUAUGUGGCAUAGGACUCCUGACAACUCCAUAUGCAAUCAAAGAAGGAGGAUGGUUGAGCCUCAUCAUACUCAUGACCUUCGGUAUCCUUUCUUGCUAUACUGGAGUUUUAUUGAAGCAAUGCUUGGAAAGUUCUCCUGGACUCCAAACUUACCCGGAUAUUGGGCAGGCUGCUUUUGGCUUGGCUGGUCGCUUAGGGAUAGCUAUAAUUUUGUAUGUAGAACUAUAUGCUUCUUGUGUGGAGUACAUUAUUAUGAUGAGCGAUAACCUGGCAUCAUUGUUCCCAAACACCCGUCUCAGUUUUGCUGGAAUCUGUCUUGGUUCUCAUCAAACUUUUUCCAUCUUAGCUACGCUUAUUGUUCUUCCUACAGUUUGGCUUCGAAAUCUGAGUUUGCUCUCAUACCUUUCAGGUGGAGGAGUAGUUGCAUCAAUCCUGGUGGCACUUUGCCUAUUGUGGGUUGGGGUGGUGGACCAAGUUGGAUUCCAUCCAAGUGGAACAGCUUUAGACCUUACAAACCUUUCUGUCACAAUUGGUAUUUUUGGUUUCAGCUACUCUGGCCAUUCAGUUUUUCCAAAUAUCUAUACUUCCAUGAAAGAACCAUCUCAAUUUCCAUCAGUUUUAAUAGCCAGCUUUGCCUUCUGCUUUUUUAUCUACACUGGGGUAGCAAUAUGCGGCUUUCUAAUGUUUGGUGACUCAGUCAAGUCUCAGUUCAGCUUAAACAUGCCCAGAGAAUUUGUUGCUUCUAAUAUCGCAAUCUGGACCAUGGUUGUGAACCCGCUGACAAAGUAUGCCUUGACAAUUGCACCCAUCGCAUUGAGUUUAGAGGAGCUCUUGCCUUCAGCUCAGCUUAGAUCUUACAGUGUAGUGGUUCUCAUCAGAACAAUUUUAGUAUUUUCAACUUUGGUUGUGGCCCUAACUUUUCCAUUCUUUGCUUUUGUGAUGGCAUUAAUAGGAUCUUUGUUUGCAAUGUUAAUUGCUCUCAUCUUUCCAUGCGCAUGUUAUCUUCGCUUACUCAAUGGUAGAUUAACGAAGUUGCAGAUUGCAAAUUCCAUAUUGAUUAUGAGUGUGGGUGUGGUCUGUGUUUGCGUUGGCACAUAUUCAGCAAUUACAAGAAUAGCUGACAAAAUGGCCUGAUUGAAGGAAACUAAGGGGAUAUCUGGUGAGUAGCUCAAGCCUAAAAUCUUUUUCUUAGAAAAUUUCAACUAUACUGAAGAACGCCGGCAAUUCAAUGGGAUUCAACCAACAAAAAGAGGGGAAUUGGAUGGAGGAAGGGCUCAUCUUAAGCACUUUCUAUAUAUGAUCAUGGCAUUCAUAGUUUAAUUGUUUUGGUGUUCAUCAGAUCCACAGCCUUUAAUU